AGUGUCACUUGCAACACGAUCAUCCUACCAUCACCCUCACCAUCACCAUCACCAUCACACGACCCCCUCGCCGACUAUGCCUACCGUCGCAGUAGACAAGGAGAGGUUCCUCGCCUCUCUCGGCAGGACCUAUACCGUAGAAGAGUUCGACGAGCUCUGCUUCCAGUUCGGCAUCGAGCUCGACGACGACACCACCGAGGAAUGUCAAAAGGCGGGCAACGGGGAACGACCACAGCUCAAGAUCGACAUUCCGGCCAACAGAUACGACCUCCUUUGUCACGAGGGUAUUUCGAGAGCAUUACGGGUAUUCCUUGGGCAGAUAGAGCAGCCUCAGAUCAAGCUCACACAGCCCAAGGAAAUCAUUCAGAUCAAGGUAGACGCAAAGGUAGACUCCAUUAGGCCAGUCAUUUUGGGCGCCGUCCUCAGGAACAUCACCUUCACACCAGAGAGCUAUGCAUCCUUCAUCGACUUGCAAGACAAGCUGCAUCAGAACUUGGGGAGGAGGAGGACACUCGUCUCCAUGGGUACCCACGAUCUCGACACCAUUUCCACCCCCAUCUACUAUGAAGGACUCGCCCCAGCUGAGGUCAAAUUCGCCCCGCUAAAUCGCCCUGGUCAGGUCAUGGACGGCCCUACACUGAUGACCACCCUUGAGGCCGACCGUCAUCUGUCUCGCUACCUCUCCAUCAUCAGGGACUCGCCAGUCUACCCAGUCGUGUUAGAUGCCAACAAGACUGUAUGCUCCCUUCCCCCCAUUAUCAACUCAGAACACAGCAAGAUCACACUCAAGACCAAGAAUGUCUUCAUUGACAUGACUGGAACAGACGCAACCAGAUGUCAGCACGCUCUUUCCGAGCUGGUAAGCAUGUUCAGCCAAUACUGUGGGGAGGAAUACACCGUGGAGCCAGUCGAGGUCAUCUACCCUUCCGGCCGAGUCGAGAUCACCCCCAAUCUAGAAGCAAGGCGGACAACGGCCAGCGUCGAGUACAUCAACCGAUGCACCGGUCUGGACCUUUCGCCCCAGCGAUGUGUCGAGCUGCUGCAGCGCAUGGGUCAUCAGGCCAAUGUUUCUUCGGCCUCGCAAGACACUCUCGAGGUGUCUAUCCCCUCUACCCGACCCGAUGUCCUGCAUCAGUGCGAUUUGAUGGAAGACGUAGCAGUCGCAUACGGUUUUGACAAUCUCCCAAGGAGAUUCCCCUCGACCAACACAGUGGCCGCACCUCUGCCUAUCAACAAGCUGAGCGAUCUUGUCAGGAGAGAUAUCGCAUAUGCAGGCUGGAUUGAAGCAUUGAGCUUGAUCCUGUGCUCGCAUGACGAAGCCUACGCCUACCUCAACCACAAGGAUCCCGGAACAGAAGCCAUCCUGCUGGCUAACCCCAAAUCUGCCGAGUACCAGCUCGUGCGGACAUCACUGCUUCCUGGUCUGUUGAAGACGAUUCGGGAGAAUCGAAAGCACGCUCUGCCUCUGCGGCUCUUCGAAGUUUCUGACGUGGGAUUCAAGGACGCAGACGACCUGGAAAGGUGCUCGAGGAACGAGAGGAGGGUCUGUGCUACCUAUACCGACAGGGUGGCGCGAUUCGAAGUCGUCCAUGGACUUCUCGGGCGGAUCAUGCAGGUCUUGGAUGCCAAGUACCUGAGCGGGGGCGAGAGGACAAAGGAUGUCAAGGGCUGGUGGAUUGAAGAGAGUGAUGAUCCCACUUUCCUCCCUGGCCGUGCAGCGGUUAUCAAGUUCCGCCCAGGGUCUUCAGCAACAGCUGGCCGAUCAUCACUAGCAUCAACAGGUCCCUCAGCCGAGCCCACUCUGCAGGCAGCUGCUGUUUCGGAGGGCGAGAGCGCCGCGACAUUGCCCACUCAGGGCGUGUCAGCAGAAGCACAAGGGAGCGGUGUGGCUCAAAAGGAGGACGUGAAACAUCUAGGAAAGGACUCGUCUGCAUCUGCUUCCUCCUCGAUAGGCAAGACUGUCGACCACAUCAGUCGCAAGCUAGCUCAAGCACUGUCCCUGAGCGGCGACAGUGACAAGAACAGUGGCGUGCUGACAAUUGGCAAAUUGGGUGUACUCCACCCGGAGGUACUGAAGAAGUUCGAGCUGGAUUGGCCGACUGUCAGUCUGGAGUUUGAUCUGGAGGUCUUCCUGUGAAGGGGCUGCUGGUGCAGCAAGGUGGUAAAAAAGUCCUUCAUCAUGCGACCUACCCUGACAACUCAACUGUGUAUGCUAUAGUGAGGUGUACCAACCUUUUUAGAUGUGCAGCAAUGCAUCCUUCACCUCGUCGUCGAUGCUGUC
Molecule: messenger RNA, 2281 nt
Organism: Microstroma glucosiphilum
Lineage: Eukaryota; Fungi; Basidiomycota; Exobasidiomycetes; Microstromatales; Microstromataceae
Product: putative FRS1-phenylalanyl-tRNA synthetase, beta subunit, cytosolic
Exons: 2
Coding region: 77-2137 (686 amino acids)
Biological process (GO): phenylalanyl-tRNA aminoacylation
Cellular component (GO): cytoplasm; phenylalanine-tRNA ligase complex
Molecular function (GO): magnesium ion binding; RNA binding; phenylalanine-tRNA ligase activity
Source: RefSeq, a predicted model, not a curated record